AUGUCUCGGGGCGGUAGCCACGGGGAGCUGGGCCAGAGGAUCGAUUACGUAUUCAAGGUGGUGCUCAUCGGCGACUCCGCUGUGGGCAAGUCGCAGCUGCUCGCCCGCUUCGCCCGCAACGAGUUCAACCUCGACUCCAAGGCCACCAUCGGAGUCGAGUUCCAGACGCGCACCCUCAACAUCGACGCCCGCACCGUCAAGGCACAGAUCUGGGACACCGCAGGCCAGGAAAGGUACCGAGCAGUAACAAGUGCCUACUACAGGGGUGCAGUUGGAGCUAUGUUAGUAUAUGACAUAACCAAGCGCCAGUCCUUUGAUCAUGUGGCUAGGUGGCUUGAGGAACUACGUGGCCAUGCUGAUAAGAACAUUGUUAUCAUGCUUAUUGGUAACAAAUCUGAUCUGGGAACACUUCGUGCUGUCCCAACUGAGGAUGCAAAAGAGUUUGCUGAGCGUGAGAACCUCUUCUUCAUGGAGACCUCUGCACUUGAGGCUAUCAAUGUUGAAAAUGCUUUCGUGACUGUACUGACGGAGAUUUACCGGAUUGCCAGCAAGAAAAACCUUGUUGCCAAUGAGGAGUCUGAUUCUAGUGGAAAUUCGAGUUUACUGAAAGGAACAAAGAUUGUUGUCCCUGGUCAAGAGCCACCCCCUACAUCCAAGGCAACAUGUUGUAUGUCCUCCUAA
Miscanthus lutarioriparius is the source of this 681-nucleotide messenger RNA. Lineage: Eukaryota; Viridiplantae; Streptophyta; Magnoliopsida; Poales; Poaceae. The record is from the annotation of a GenBank genome assembly.